UCCAACGCUGAUUAUGGUAUACAAGGGAAGGCCGGACCACUGAAGCAGGCCAUUGGUAAGACUGACAGCUUGUACAAGUAUAUCAAUUGGGAAGAACCUUCACGAACUAUUAGUUCAUACAUCGGUGCUCUUGCUUUCCUCUCUGGUCUUCACUACUUUCCGCUUACGCAACUGGCUUUGAAGGCGAGUGCUAUCGUAUUUGGAAUUAUGUCUGUUGCUUCAUUCGUGACCCGAUCAUUCAACACCAAAACCGCUGGUCGUCUUGCACCUCGAGAGUACAAGCGCAUCCCGGAAGACACUCUUAACGCAACGUUAAAAGAUGUCCACGACUUCGUCCAGUAUGCCGUUGUUCAAGUUCAGAGGAUUGUUCUCGGCGAAGACCUGAACAAGACUUUCGCGGCCUUCGUUGGUUCCACUGCACUUUAUUGGCUCAUCAAGGUUGUAUCACCGUUUGGACUGUCUGUAAUUGGUUUGACCUCGGUCUAUUUGGCAACUCUUCUUACAUCUCCCCGUGGCCGUGAAGCCGCCCUUGAUGCAAGCGCACGCGCUGGAGAAAUUGCCAAUACAGCUGCCCAAAGCGGAAAGCAAAUCGCUCAAGAUGGUGCGAAUCAGGCCGCAGCAUUUUCAUCCAAAGCACGAGAUACCGUCACGGACGUUGGUCGACGCUCCCUUGACACUGCUGGAAGCAAUAUCCAAUCUGCAAAGAAACAGGCCAAACGAGCCGCUGGUAACGCACAAGGCACCGCUCAGAGCGCAACC
Truncatella angustata is the source of this 759-nucleotide messenger RNA. RefSeq names its product Reticulon-domain-containing protein. NCBI's taxonomy places the organism in Eukaryota, Fungi, Ascomycota, Sordariomycetes, Amphisphaeriales, Sporocadaceae. The transcript has 4 exons. The annotation marks the transcript as partial. The record is from RefSeq and is a predicted model, not a curated record.